AUGAGCACGCUUGUCAACAAGCCUAUUGACGACCCGAGCUCGCCUGGUGACCCUGGCGCUGGUGGUAAGGACCUUGGCAAUGGUAUCGAUCCGGCAACCAUUGACGAUGGAUAUGCUCUUCCAAACAUCGAUGCCACGGGCAAUUCGGUAACGGAGAAGUCCACCCUAGCCGAAUUGAACAUACCCCGCAGGAAUGACAGGGCCGGCUGGCUCAAAAUACGCAACGGAUUGCGGCACCAAGCACAGUUAAUCACCGGUACCGAUGGCAAGACAUUGAGCCCUAUUUACCCAUUUGGUUACCUCGGGAACAGCAACUCCUCAAGCUUGACGUUAUCUGUGGGCAGCACAGAGCUCUCCCCCUCCUUUCAGUUAACCUGUCAGACCCAUCGUGAAACGGAUGGCUCCGUGGAUCGCAUACACAUUGGACACAUACGCUGGUUUAUUGGCGCAGUCUACACUACAACAACUAGAUCAAAGGCUAGUGGAGACUAUGGGUACGAGUGGAAUGUCGGUCAUGCCGGCAUCUCUAAUGUCCAUGCAGGCGAGAUUGUCAACAAUGCCUACUUCGACCUGGAGUUCACUUGCACCUUUGGUGUGACAUCUAACCUGGGUCCUCCACACGAUGUUGAACUUGUUCAAGAAGAGCUUGAUCUGCUCGCCUGUCUUCGCGAGUUGGCACUCCCUUCAACUAAGACCGUGAAAUUGAGAGUCAUUUUGUCUAAGCAGGACAUAACAUCCUUCUCUAACGGUAACACGAUUGACAUUAAGAGGUUUUUUGACGAGUUUGGAACGCUCUCGUGCAGAAACAAACCUUUAUACGCACCUUACUUGCGUGUCAACGGAUGUGCGCAGGCAAUGCCCAAUGCUAUGAAGAGAGUCUUCCAUCGUCUGAAAGAUGGUUCACCGCACAUACCUAUCAGGGCCUUCAAUGAGUUUGUGGAUCCAUUGGAGGCAGAAGUUCAGCUUUCAUAUGAUGUUGAUGCAGAGCACCAGGAGGGUCUUCUUUUCCACAAGCAAUUUGAAACUGCAGAACAUCAAGCUCGGUUCAUUUCGUAUGGCGCUAAUGUCCUCGCACUGGUGAAUCUAGGCAAUCGUGACAAGAUCCGUGAUGCACGGAUUCUUCUCGAGCAUAGAGCAGACGUGCUCGUGUACUGGAAAAGCAACAAGCAGGCCAAGUUUGAACAGUCUGCCAAGUUUCUCGUCGUUGAGAACGUGUUCAGUCUUGGGGUUCCCGCAGACCUCAUCCUUGUAUGCAAAAACAAGGACGUUGGCUAUUUCCAUGGCUCCGCAGUUGAUUAUACUCAAAUCGACCGGGUGGAAUACAAGCCUAUGAGGCUUAAGGUCGUUAGCGCUGAUACCACUUACAAGCGCCGCAUUAGUAUCACGCAUACUAUCUGGGACCUCCAGCACGGCAAGCGAGACCUUUGGCCUCUUUUACUCAACCAAUCUCCGGAGUCGUUGCCAUCUACGAAUGCAUUUGAACUGGCCAAUGUCCCCAACGAUGAGGCUGACAAGGCGUUACGGGGUGCUAUGCACAGAGUCGUCAAGUUCACCAACUUGGACAGCAAUCAACUAGCAACCAUCCAAGGUGUCAAGUCAAUGAGGGCAAAAAUGCAGAUUAUGCAGUCCCCUAGUGGGACCGGGAAGACGCGCUUUGCUGCCAUACUGGCACAAAUGUAUGGCGAUGCUGGCAUCGCAACUCUGAUUACCGCCCCAAACAACACCGCCGCGGACCAAAUUGCCGAUGAACUUACUUCGAAAUUUAUCACUGACGUGGAGCCCAUCAGAGUCCUUGCGAGCUCAAUCUCAAAUGGGCUUGAUACUUCCGUGAUGGCCUUGAUGCAUAACACCGAUGAAUCAGCUAUCCAGGAUACCAUCGAAGAUAUCACAACGAUAAGCCUCAUCGCGCUCAUGAAGGCAUCCAAAGGGAAGCUCCCUCGCCCGGCCCUUGAUAACGAGUUAUCAUCUGUCACAGUCCGCAGGUGUAUGGACCGAUCCCUUACUGUGAUCACACAAUACAGUAACGAGAAAGGGGAGCCCCAUGGCGCAAAUUUCAACAUGGCCGAGGAACUCCGAGGCUUCCUGGUGCGCCUUCAGGACCCAGCAGUUGAUAAAUCAUUCAAACACUGGAACUACGAGGAUAAAGCCAGAUUUAACCAGUCAAAAGAGAUAGUCAUGGCAAAUAUUCUCGCACACGCCAAGGUGCUGAUCACGACCACCACCAAUGCUGGAUCAAAACUUAUUUGUCAGAACGUCGGCAGAGAAUCCAGAGGUCUCGCUGUCAUGAUAGAUGAAGCGGGCAGAGAUCGCGAAGUGGACAGCUACUUUGCUCUUGCAGCAUCUGACAAAACCGUCGUCGCGAUGCAUCUGUUUGGUGACAUACAGCAGGGAAUAUCCCUCCACUUCUCUAUUGGCAACUUCAACGAAUUCAGGGCGAGAGGCGAACUUUCUUUGAUGGCUCGACUGAUUGCUGGUGGUUUCCCUUACAUCACCUUUACCCGCCAGUUUCGCAUGCACCCUACUAUCUUCGCGUAUCCCAAUGAGAGAUUUUACGGCAACAAGAUGAUUUCAGAUCAAUCCACCAUUCACAACAACUACCUCAAGCCUGCGGUAGCUACCAUUCUCAAAGACAUUAUCGGGCUUGAUCAUAGUGAACCCGAUAACAAGGCCCGUCUACAUUAUGUUGAAAUCAUAAACUCCAAGGUACUCAAGUCGAAGCUGUCGCGCUCAAGGGCCAACCUUGAGCACGUGGCAUGGAUCCGUAAAGAGCUUGUAGCUGGAUUUAUCCGGAAGUUCCAAGUCGACUAUCCUGGCAUGGAGCUUAAUAUGUCCAUGUUACCGCGCAUCUACACGGUAGAUUCAGCUCAUGGAAUCCAAGGAGAUAUCGUGUUCCUCGACCUCGUGAAUACGGAAGCUGAUCGUCCCAUUGACGUCGGCUUUAUGGCUGAAGAACAGCGCGCGUGUGUGGCUUUCACGCGUGCGUUGAAGGCUUUCAUAAUGGUAGGCGGACCAAUGGAGGGGCGCCAAAACGAACGUAAGAUGUGGAACCGUACGCGUGUUUGUGCAAUCCUCGAAUACAAGGCGUCCCUUCGCAACAACGAUCUUAUACGGAUGGUUUCCGUGAACCCAGCUCCCCAUCCUUUACCAUGGUACCUUGAAGAAGAAGACAACCUCUAG
Molecule: messenger RNA, 3177 nt
Organism: Aplosporella prunicola CBS 121167
Lineage: Eukaryota; Fungi; Ascomycota; Dothideomycetes; Botryosphaeriales; Aplosporellaceae
Exons: 6
Coding region: 1-3177 (1058 amino acids)
Molecular function (GO): helicase activity
Source: RefSeq, a predicted model, not a curated record